This is a messenger RNA of Sesamum indicum (sesame), 981 nucleotides long. The record is from RefSeq and is a predicted model, not a curated record. NCBI's taxonomy places the organism in Eukaryota, Viridiplantae, Streptophyta, Magnoliopsida, Lamiales, Pedaliaceae.
CAAGAAAUUGAAAAAUUAGCCAAAAAUGACGAGGAAGAAAGUAACCCUGGCUUACAUCACCAAUGACUCAGAAAGGAAGGCGUCGUUCAAGAAAAGGAAGAAGGGGCUGAUCAAGAAGGUGAGUGAGCUGAGCACCCUUUGCGGGGUGGACGCUUGCGCCAUCAUCUACAGCCAGUACGAUCAGGAGCCGGAGGUGUGGCCAUCGCCUCUUGGGGCGCAGGCGGUGCUGGCCCGCUUCAGGAAGCUGUCGGAGAUGGACCAGACCCGGAAAAUGGUGAACCAGGAGAGCUUCACCAGGCAGCGGAUCAAGAAGGCGGAGGACCAGCUCCGCCGCGUCCAGAAGGAGAACAAGCGCAAGGAACUCGAGAAUUUCAUGUUCCAGUGCCUUGCCGGGAUGGCGACCCUGGAGGAUUUCAACCUCCGCGAUGCGGCGGAGAUGGGCUGGGUCGUUAAUCAGACGCUCAGAGAAAUCAAUACCAGGAUGGAAACGCUUCAGAAGACUGGCCAGCAUCAACAGCCUGCAGUUGGGGAGGCUUCUGGUUCUGCUCCCGCUGGUGCUGCGGUUGCGGUUACGGUUGCGGUUGCUCCCCCUCCACCACCAGUGCAAAUGGUGGCUCCUCCGCCUCCUCCACCAUUGCAAAUGGUGGCUCCUCUUCCUCCUCCUCCACCACCACCAACGAUGAAUGUGGAUCCUCCCCUGCCGGGGGAAGAGAACAUGGAGAGCUUUCCAUGGAACCUGGUGGAGAGCCCGACGGGCGCUGGCGGCGCUGCACUGUAUGGGAGUGGGCUAGCAGGGUGGGAUGAUGGGGUCGUGCUGCCAUAUCCAUACAUUUUCAAUCAUGGAAACAACUCCAGCUCUGGAACUCAACCUGGACAGCAAAUUAAUUAAUUUUCAAUCAGUCUUAUCUAUAUAUAUUUCAGGUCCCAAUUAAUUAUUCCAACCUCUUUGCAACUUUAGAACCACAUUUUUUGUCACUUUAA